AUGUCAAUGAAACACUUGAAGACAUCACUCGAGACCUCAGAUGAAGAGGGCGGAGACAUUCAACAGCCACAAAUUUACGCGAAGAACUCAAUGGACAGAUUCGGUGAUGACUUGUGUGCACUUCUCUUGUCUUACCUCCCAUUCAAAGACCGAUUCCGUUGCGAAUGUGUGUCCAAACAGUUCCAGAGAACUGUCUUCGGGAGUGUUGUCCACGUCAUACUUCACAAAGCAUUCAUUUCAUUUGACACUCAAUUGUUGGCCACAAUCGCCAAAAAGUGUCCGAAUAUUCAGACCAUUGAAUGUCGAGUAAUAGGAAACAAAUACGAAGAACUGAUUCCCGAAUUGUUGUCCAUAUUUCGAGACAAUUGCCGACAUUUGCGGCACAUUUACUGCAAUUUACGUGAAAACAGCGACCAAUUGUGCCUUCCGUUCGGACCACUUGUCACACAAGUCGGUAGCGUUUCGUUUGACAACAAACGCUCACUCAUUCUUUGCCACCGAUUGUCUCAUUUAGUGAUUCACUCGCUGUACGACGCCUUCGACUACUUUCCCGGACGACAAUUAGUGGCCAAAAAUUUGCAGAGUUUAGCGUUUUAUAACUUUAGCGGCCACAGCAAUGACCAGUUGUCCGCAUUAGUGGCCGGCAAUCAGUCCAUUAGAUGUCUUAAAUUAGUGAAUAGAUUGCAGUCGAGACUCACUCCCGAGACACUGACCGAAAUGUGCGGCCAAUUGUCACGAUUAACACAAUUACGGCGAUUGACACUCGAGUUAAGGCUGAACGACAACGAGAACUCUCUGAACAACUCUUUGCGGACAAUCGGUGAAAAGUGUUGGCGAUUACAGCGAUUGACUCUCGAGUUGUUUAUGAGAGACGAACCACUCGAAGGCCAACCACUCGAAGGCCAACCAAUCGAUGCGUUGAAAUAUUAUCGCCGAUUAAAACGAUUGCAUUUAACACUCGAUCCGGUGUUCGGCCAGAGAUUACUGGAACCGCUGAAACUCUGCCACCGAUUAACGCAUUUAACAAUUUGGUUACACACGAAGAAUGAUAAGACAUCUGUCGAUCAAUUGCUGGACAAUAAUUGCGGUAAUUAUUGGCCGCGACUUCAAUACCUAUACAUUAGGUUCAAUGAGUUCGGCGGCCAGUGUUUGGAUCACAUCCCGAGACUACCGGCGCUGCAAACGCUUGUCUUCCACUGCCGUCAAGACAUUGGUCUCAAUGAUAAUGAAUACUCGGAUCUGUUGUCCAGAAAUAUGGCCCAACAGUUGACACAAAUGAUGGCAUCACUCGAGAUCACGGAUGAAAACAAUGAAGACAACAUUCAACAGACGCAAAGUGGACCUGCAAUGGAUUUACACCACUAUCACCCGGGGAUCAGCUCUUAUGAGCACUCGCUUAAGACAAACCGCACAAUAAUACACAAUUAA
Molecule: messenger RNA, 1428 nt
Organism: Medioppia subpectinata
Lineage: Eukaryota; Metazoa; Arthropoda; Arachnida; Sarcoptiformes; Oppiidae
Source: the annotation of a GenBank genome assembly